Molecule: messenger RNA, 1494 nt
Organism: Oncorhynchus gorbuscha (pink salmon)
Lineage: Eukaryota; Metazoa; Chordata; Actinopteri; Salmoniformes; Salmonidae
Product: apoptosis regulator BAX-like
Exons: 7
Coding region: 297-1022 (241 amino acids)
Biological process (GO): mitochondrial fusion; intrinsic apoptotic signaling pathway in response to DNA damage; extrinsic apoptotic signaling pathway in absence of ligand
Cellular component (GO): mitochondrial outer membrane
Molecular function (GO): protein heterodimerization activity; channel activity; protein homodimerization activity
Source: RefSeq, a predicted model, not a curated record
AAGACACACGAAGAAGAGGCGUAGUUUAGACACACAACAAGCAGCCCAGGGCACUUACACAACCCACUGUGUAUUUCCGUGUUACUUCCUUGUUCUGUCUUAUCUUUUGUAUUUUUCUGGGGAGAAAUGUGUAGACAGCGGUAAUUUUGGGGGGAUUCGGCUACUUAUCAAUGCGAGCGACAGAUACGCAUAAUAAUUGCUUUCUUUAGAUCCCCGCCUUGCGGUUACUGAUUCGUCAAGACCCGUUGAGGUGAUCAGGAGCUGUAAGGACUUCUUCUCCCCAGUACUUCUCGUCGAUGGCAGACUCCCGAGAAAGACGGAAAACCGGCGAAGAUGAGCCUCAGGGUGCAGUCGGGGGUGAAGAUGUCAUCGACGACAGAAUUAUGGAACAAGGAGCUGUUGUUUUAAGAGGGUAUGUCAUAGAGAGGGUCAGUGCAGAAAACCCAGAGAGACGUUUGACUCCAGAGGACCUUGGUGGCAGACCCAACGAACUAGAGGACCACCAAGUCAAAGACGUGGUACACCAGCUGCUGCUGAUCGCUGAUGACCUGAACAGAAAUGCUGAGCUACAACACCUAAUAAGCACAGUCCAGGUAAACUGUGUCCAGGAUGUGUUCUUCUCAGUGGCCAGGGAAAUCUUUGCAGAUGGUAUCAACUGGGGCAGAGUGGUCUCCCUGUUUCACUUGGCCUACAAGCUUAUUUACAAGCAUACCACCCUGCAUCCCACUGCUGGCUUGCUUCUGAAGCUAAGCAGGGUUGGUUCUGAUCAGACCCUGGAUGGGAGAACAGAUGCUGCUGGAAGUGGUGUUGGAGGGCCGGCACUGACACAGAACCACUUAGAAAUCAUCAAGAAGGUUAUUAGCUGGGUAUUACAGUUCAUCAGGGAAAAUGUCUCCGCUUGGAUCCGACAGCAGGGAGGAUGGGAGGCGGUUUUUAGCACCGUGUCACAUUGGCGUACUGUGUCGCUUGUGGCUGCAGUGGCUUUCGUGAUGGCCGUGGUUUACUGGAGGAAAACACGCUGACAUCAUCUCAGGAAGUGCCCUUGGUGAAAUCAAAGUGCCCUUAAAAUGUGGACAGUUCUCUAGGAAGACAGGUUAAUUAAUGUGUUAUGUCCUGUGCAGUUGAUUUGACUUUGGGGCAAAGGUGACCUAGUAAUCUUUAUUUUUAUAUGUGUAUAUAUAUGAUGAAUUGAUCUGAAAAGGGACAGUCAGGGGCUUUUUGGUACAGUACUCCAAACUGAGCAAGUAUUUAUUAGUACCAAUGUGAAACAGAAUUUUUCUAUUGCUCAAAAAAUAACCUUGUAAGGUGUUUUAUUGAACAAUGUUUUAUUGGACAUUAGAUGUUUUAUUGAAUCCCAAAUCUUCUAUUGAUUUGGAAUUAAAAGUAAACCACUACUAUUUUUUCACAGCUCUAAAUCGGUAUUAUAUACAGUGGGGCAAAAAAGUAUUUAGUCAGCCACCAAUUGUGCAAGUUCUCCCACUUAGAAAGAUGAGA